GGACUUUCAUGGGCUGUACCAGCUCGGCGCUAAGAUUACACAACAGAGAUUAAUCACGCUCCUCGCUGUUAUGGUGCCGCUCCCCCCCAUUCAAAUUUCCGCCUCCCCUGAAAACAUAAAAAGAAACGGCCUUCUGUUUACAUCGCCGAUUAUCCAUUCAUCUGGGAUAUAAUCGCGUGGCUGCCUGUGGUCUGGAUUUCUAAUUGUACUUUUGAAGAAUUUAGGCUCCGGCCCCAACAAUUUUUUUUUUUUUGUUUUUUUAACACCUCCCCCCCCCCAAUUUGUUUGGUUAACUUUUCCCUUUCCUCUGGCGGCUUGCUUCCCGGCUCGUGCUCCCAUGUUUUCCUAGCUGACGUUACGGAGCGUGGUGGGGACUGGCAUGCUUUUGCGGCCGACCGUACCGGGACUCUGCGCUAUGCUGCAGACCAUCUACGAGACGGAAUCUUGCUUUUCCUCGGAUGCGAUGUCCGGCCGGGACAAGCCCCUGCAGAUGCUGUCUAGAAGCAGGAUACAUGCCCUUCCUCGCGCCGCAGUGGAGGUAAAGACUUCCCUCCCGGUGGGGAUGCAGAGCCCCGGUGGCGGUGGGGACCAGGGCAGCGGCCCGGUGGACCUACGCACGGAGCCCCGGCUGGGCCAUGCGCCUCCGCCGCCCCCACCGCCGAUGGACCCCACACUGCGGGAGCAGCAGCUGCAGCAUGAGCUUCUCCUCCUCAAGCAGCAGCAGGAGCUGCAGAAGCAGCUGCUCUUCGCCGAGUUCCAGAAGCAGCACGAGGUCCUCACCCGGCAGCAUGAGGUGCAGCUCCAGGAGCACCUCAAGCAGCAGCAGGAGAUCCUGGCCGCCAAGCGGCAGCAAGAGCUGGAGCAGAAGCGGAAGCUGGAGCAGCAGAGACAUGAGGAGCUGGAGAAGCAGCGUCUGGAGCAGCAGCUGGUCAUGCUCAGGAACAAGGAGAAGGGCAAGGAGAGUGCCAUCGCCAGCACAGAGGUAAAGCUGAAGCUGCAGGAGUUCUUGCGCAGUAAAAAAGACCCCACCCCCGGCGGGCUGAACCAUUCCUUCCCUUCGAAAUGCUGGGGGGCCCACCAUACAUCUCUGGACCAGAGCUCACCUCCCCAGAGCAAUACCCCUGGGACACCGCCCUCUUACAAGUUGCCCCCCCUGCUCGGGACCUACGAUGGCAAAGAUGACUUCCCGCUUCGCAAGACCGCGUCCGAGCCCAACCUGAAGGUGCGCUCCCGGUUAAAACAGAAGGUGGCCGAGCGGCGCAGCAGCCCCCUCCUCAGACGCAAGGACGGCACCGUCAUCAGCACCUUCAAGAAGAGAGCCAUCGAGAUCACAGUGUCCUCCAUGUGCAGCAGCGCCCCUGGCUCUGGGCCUAGUUCCCCCAACAGCUCCAACAGCGCCAUCGCCGAGAAUGGGUCCAGCGGCUCUGUGCCCAACAUCCACAACAAGCACCUACGCUCCCAGCACCAGACCAUGAGCGUGGAUGGAUCUGCCAGCCAGCUCAGCCUGUACACCUCCCCCUCGCUGCCCAACAUCUCCCUGGGCCUCCCAGCCUCUGUGACGGCCGCCAGCUCCAGCAUCGCUCCCCCACAGAAACUGUCCGCCCAGCAGGAGGCGGAGCGCCAGGCCAUCCAGACCAUGCGGCAGGGGGGCGCCCUGACAGGGGCCUUUGUUAGCGCCUCAUCCCUGCCCGCGUGCCUGCCACCCGGCGUGCCCCAUGACGCCGAGCCGGCGCCGGCCAACAGCCAUGGCCACUCAUCCCUGCUGCAACACGUGUUACUGCUGGAACAGGCCCGCCAGCAGAGUGCGCUGCUUGCAGUGCCGAUCUACGGGCAGUCGCCCCUGGUGGGUGGCGAGCGGACGUCGUCCGGCAUGCGGACGGUGAACAAGCUGCCGCGGCACCGACCGCUGAGCCGCACGCAGUCAGCGCCGCUGCCCCAGAGUCCGCAGGCCCUGCAGCACCUGGUCAUGCAACAGCAGCACCAGCACUUCCUGGAGAAGCAGAAGCAGUACCAGCAGCAGAUCCAGCUCAACAAGAUGCUCUCCAAAGGCACGGAGCUGCCUCGUCAGCCCCCAAGCCACCCGGAAGAGACGGAGGAGGAGCUGACGGAGACGGCCGAGAUGCAGGAGGACCGGAUCGAGGGCCUGGAGCUGAUGAGGGAGGGCCAGGAACUGCCGUCCGAUAGGCCGGGCGAAGUCUCAUCUCUCUCAGAGCCAAUCACGCUGAAGGACGAGAACACGGAGAGUGACGUGGAGGAAGAUGAGGACGAGGACGAGCUGCGUGAGGAUGAUGAGCACGGCAUCCCCUACUCCCAGUUUUCAGACCAGCAGCACCUGCAGCAGCUCCACCUUUUCCAGGCGUCCUUGUCGAUCACCGGCAUGCCCCACAGGCCUUUGGGAAGGGCCCAGUCCUCCCCGGCCUCGGCCAACCUUAAAGGCCCCCCCAUGAGUGAACUUGCUGUGAAGCCUCUCUUCACUACAGGUGUGGUGUACGACACGUUCAUGCUGAAGCACCAGUGCAUGUGCGGGAACACGAACAUACACCCAGAGCACGCCGGGAGGAUCCAGAGCGUGUGGUCACGGCUGCAAGAGACGGGGUUGCUCAAUCGCUGCGAGAGGAUCCGGGGAAGGAAAGCUACCCUAGACGAGAUCCAGACGGUCCAUUCAGAACAUCACGCCCUGCUAUAUGGCACCAGUCCUCUCAACAGGCAGAAGCUGGACAGCAAAAAGCUCUUAGGUCCCAUCAGCCAGAAGAUGUACGCGGUGCUGCCCUGCGGAGGCAUCGGGGUGGACAGUGACACAGUGUGGAAUGAGAUGCACUCUUCCAGCGCAGUGCGCAUGGCGGUGGGCUGCGUCAUUGAGCUGGCCUUCAAGGUGGCUGCUGGAGAGCUCAAGGUAAAUGCACCUGGUGCCCAUGUGCCCGCCUGCCUGCCCACCCGCCUGCCUGCCCGUUUGCCCACCUACCUGGCCGCCUACCUGCCCGGUCCACUUCUGUGUCUGCGCCCGCAGGUGGGGACUGGCCCGGGAGUGGGCUACAACGUGAACAUUGCGUGGACGGGCGGCGUGGACCCUCCCAUGGGGGAUGUGGAGUAUCUGACCGCCUUCAGGACUGUGGUGAUGCCCAUCGCCAACGAGUUCUCCCCGGACGUGGUGCUGGUGUCAGCUGGAUUCGACGCCGUCGAGGGCCAUCAGUCCCCUCUGGGGGGGUACUCUGUCACAGCCAAAUGUUUCGGUCACCUGACCAAACAGCUGAUGAAGUUGGCGGGCGGGCGUGUCGUCCUGGCGCUGGAGGGGGGUCACGACCUCACGGCGAUCUGCGACGCCUCAGAGUCGUGCGUGUCCGCCUUGCUGGGGGAGGAGCUGGAUCCCCUGCCCCAGAGCGUGAUGCAGCAGAAACCGUGUCCUAAAGCCGUCACCUCGCUGGAAAAGGUCAUCGAGAUCCAGAGCAAGCACUGGAGCUCAGUGCAGCGCUUCAGCUCUGCGGCUGGCCUGUCGCUGCUGGAGGCUCAGCGAAGGGAGAAGGAGGAGGCCGACACAGUCUCGGCCAUGGCCUCGCUCACCGUGGACGCCGAGCAGGGCGUAAUCCAGGACUCCAGCAGGUCCAUGGAGGAGCCAAUGGAGGAAGAGCCCGUGCUGUAGGGGGCGCUGACGCCCGUCGCGAACCGCGGAACCCAUCACUUUCCACCCCCUGCUCCUCCCUCCCCCUCCCCAGAUACUGCAGGCCUGUUCUUCUGUCGAGGCCCCUCUCACACCACCCGACGCUGUCGGAGGGCUUGACUGACAUGACGAGUCGGACGGAUAGACGGAUGGGGCUUGUCCCCCGCAAACAGGCUGGUGUUUUUUUUAACGGGGUGGAGGCGGCGUGGAGCUUCGGAGGACUGGACAGCGCAGAAGGCGGUUUGUCGUUUUUAACGCACUUUUCUCCUCCCAAAGCUGGCAGUACGGUAUGAAGUAAGGAGAGAGUAGAAGUAAGGAGAGAGUAGAAGUAAGGAGAGAGUAGAAGUAAGGAGAGAGUAGCACAAACUAACGUACACUCACAUGCGUCUGGGAGGAGGAACCACAGUGUUUUCGGGAGUGCACCAGCCCUCGGGGUCGCUUUCAUUCUCGUGAGUGUGCGUAACUUUUAUCUCUGUUUUCUUUUUUUAUUUUGUCAGUGUACUUGUCUGUUUGUUCAGUACUGUGCAAAAGAGCACAAAUAUAUUGUACGUAUAACAUGAAACGGCAUAUAUACUAGUAACUACACACACAUGCACACACACUGUAUAUUUCUAUCCAUUUUGUCUACUCUGUGUGUUGGGUCAGGACAGGGUUUGUCUGUGUUUUUGUAUUUUCCAAAAGCACUGCGAAAAGGAAAAAAAAAGAUCACUCUCCCUGUAGCAGCCGAAUGUUUCCGCGGAGAGAGCCCGGUUCUCAUACCGGUCGCCCGGAAAACAUAUUUAUUUCCUCACUUGCGGACGUUCAAUAGGGUCAUGACACAUUCAGCUGUUUUUUUUUUUUUAAGUAUAAUUUCUUUCCGUCCAACUAAUACGCUCUCGCACAUUCACUGGCACCGCACUUGCUGAUCGCUCCCUCCAGGGCAGCCACAAAGCGUUAACGAGGGACACACAAGCUCGUUAUAAACGCUGCCGUUUCUCGGUCUGAGGAGGUAUUUGCGGCUGCCAAAGCAAAGUGAGCGUUGAAAUGCAAGAGGAAUUUGGUGCCUUUUCUUAAAUAACAACAACAACAAUAAUAACAAUAAAAUGGAACAAAAAAAAUCCACACACUUGUUACUCUCAUUUUUAUUGAAAUGCCUUAACUUCCUGAAGAAAAAGCGCCAAUUCAGCAGAUGUUGCAGCCAGGAUAGCUAGGAUUUUCUCUUUCUCUGUCCUUGUUCAUGAUUUUCUUUAUAUCUAUCCCCCCUUCCCUAUCUUUUACUGUGAUUGGUUGAGGACCUGGGAUCAUGUGCUACAUGAGGUCAAAGGGCACCUCCUGGUCCCUGGCCCCGCCCUGUCUGCUUCCUCAUUAUUUAUUUAUACUGCCCACUUGGUGGCAGUUUGUGAGGAAAUAUGUAAUAUAACGACCAACUCUUUUAAUGUCUAUUUUGUAAAUAGUGUUCACAUUACACAUUUGUUACCUGAAGCGGUUGUUUUGGUUUUUUUCAUUGGUUAGGGAGGAAAGAAAACAGUCACUGUUAUCAUAGUGUAACAGACAGUAUCGAUCCAACCAUCAAGACUAAAUAUGAAGUAUGAAAGUAUUAUGUAAUAAGUACAGUGUAUUUUGUUUUAUGGUUCUGUACAUUUUUAAGAAAUUCCGCCAUUUUUAGCUCACUCAUUGCGACCUUUGUCAAAACAGUUCUGUAAAGAGAGGUGAUCACAGGCACAUCUACACUACAUCAUUUUACACCCCCUCAUGAAAAAGGGAAUUGAAUGGAUGUAUACAACUUGUCAAAUAAAGAAAUGACUCUGCAUGCCAAAACACCCGUGGAAGACGUGGCGCGUCUGUGUCGGGCCCCGCCAGCGAGCGCGGACAGCUGACGUAGUGCCAACGCACAGUGCCAGCUGAGGAGCCGCCGUCUCGCACCAACCGGAAACGCACCAACCCAAAGGAGACGUGGGAGCUCCCGUGGGCACGACGCCCAUGCUUCUCCCCGGUCCUGCCGGCCUGGGACUCCCGUGCGCCUCAUCGCGUUGGUCAACGACAGCCUCAACGGGCAAACUUUAUCAAAGCUUUCCGCCGUCGGAGGAGGCAGGACUGGCAAACGUCCGAACUCAGACCCGCUGAUGCCGCAGUCUCCACAUCUGUCUGUGAGUUAUAUUUGGACCGUCUAACAUCCUGUUUCCUCGCCCGUUCUCUCACAGUCGUCUCGACAGACGAUCUCCACGCGGUUGUAGUUAAAUGAGGACUGAUGUUCCCCCAGCCACUUUUUUAAGUAAAGAAUGUGAUGAGAUGGAUGGAUGUGUCUCUCAGACGUGCAGUUAGAGAUGACUAAAGACCUCUUUGCUGAAGCAAGUUCCCUUUUUGUAAGAGUUUGUUGCAGCUGGAUACAGCAACACAAUCAAUAAAAAUUAUUCAUGCUCCAACAACGGAAGCGCGACUAUUUAGAGGAAUGUAAACUGUCAUAUUACAUGAGAAGUAGGAGCAGUGACAAAGAUGGACUCUGUCAUUUUGACCGUGUACUGGAAGAUAUACUUGUAUAAUAUGAAUAAUUCACCAUUGAAAAUAGCUUUAUUGUUGUGCCCAUGCUAUUUUGCUAUUUAGUAAAUAUGUAUAUUUAUUGAUAUUUCAUAUGUUGUGUAUACUGGUAUUAGUGAUCUAUGAUUGUUGAGACUUAAAGAGUAAUUGUAUAUUUUUUGACUUUGGAAAGAGAGGUCUGUUUUUCCACGUCGUCUCCUACCACUGCUCGGGUGUUCAGUCUCCAUGCAAUGUGGUUGGAUUUUGAAUAUGUGACCAUCUUUUACCAUAUAUUUUCAGUAUAUAAAAUCUUUGGUUAUAUUAAAACACAGCCAUUCAAAAUGAUCAAAGCACAUUCCUCGAUGUCUGUUCAUUCAAAUGCUUUCUUGUAGAAUGUGUAGAAUAUAUAUAGAUAUAUGCUAUAUAUACAUAUAUAUUUACACAUACACAUAUGUACUGAAUUGCACAGUUGAGUAAUCUAUUACUGUGAAUAUCCUUACUGAAAAAUCCUUGUUCCCUUUUCUUUAUUUCAUGUGAUUUUUAUGAUUGCAUUGUGUGCAGUGUUCCUCUGGUGAAAUGGUGAAAAACCAGUUCGGAUCUUAAAGGGAACGUUCUUGUUAUUUAAAUAAUUUUAGGGUGUACACUCAAAACCUUUUUGUAAAUGAUUCUCAUUGUAGUCACUUUCCUGAUUUUUUUUCUUCUUCUUCAAGGCAAUGGUCCUCUAGUUUCUUCUGAAACUCAACACAUGUAUUCAGUUACAAUACACAGAGAGGGGUCAAGCUUUCAGAAUGAGAGAUCUCCAGGUUUCAGUGGUUUGGAUGACCUGAAUGGAGCUGUCCAGGAAAUUGCUGAUGCAUUAAUGUCCUACAAAGACUGCUCUUGUCGCUGCAAUACAAUGUAUGGUGACUAGGUAGCUUGGCAACUUUGGGGAGCGGAUGAGCUGUUGCUUGUAGGUUUUUCAGGGAAACAGACCAUACAACUUCUACAAACUGACGCUGCUUCAAAUCCAGCUAAUGCGAGGGACUUCUGACAAUUUAUAGCAAUAUAGUUUAAUAGUUCUUGUUUUGGGUUUUUUUUUUCCUCAAACUCAUUUACAGGUUUUACACCUUUCAGAUGUGAACUCAGAGCCGUGGUCUUGCAAAGGGGUCGUUAGUCAAGACUUACGGCUCCAUCGCCAUCCCACACGCUUGGUGUUGCAGUUGUAUGAGCCAGUGUUUCCAAACCUGGUCCUCGGGGGGGCUCCAGACGGUUCACAUUUUUGCUCCCUAUCAGGAAAAAAAACAUGGUCGUAGGUCUUGAAUAAUGACCCCUUUGCAAGACGUAUCAGGAAGCAGAAGUAUGGGCUACUUGGGGGGCCCUGGGAGCCAGUUCGAUAAACACUGGUUAAACUUUUGCUUUUACCUCAUAUUGUUAGGCUGGGAAGAAGUUUUCCAUUGGCGUGGCAGGAAGCGUGUACCUGGUUUCCUUUAUGGAUUUGUACUGCGUUCUGAUGCGAGCUGUCACGGCUUUGAGAGACCUGCCUCAUUUUCAUUUCAAAAAGGCGAGUUAAGAGACGAACGUGCCAAGUGGCGGUCCUUGGUUUUACCCAACGACAGAGAGCGGUCAUGACAUAUGUCUCAUGCCGUUGGAACAGCUUGGGGACGCAUAACCUGUCCCUUCCUCGCAGCCAGUCUCAUGGAAAUAAGGUGAUCGGUAAAAAUGAAACGGCAACUGACAAAUUAUUCGUAAUGAUGAAUCAGUCCAUCUCUGUAGAAUUAUUUUUUUUUUACAAUACUACUUGAGGAAAACGUUCCUUUUAUGGUAAAAACGCUACCUUAAAUCAAAAGGAUGUUAAAUACUAAAUGAAAAUGUUGAAUUAUGUCACGAUGAUAUCAUGUUGAAUGAACUGUACUUCUGAGGGCGGAGUCUCCGAAAGCUUUAACGAGCGUGGAGUCUUGUGUGUGUCACCAUCCCUCGUGCGCAAAGGGGCCGCGCGUCUCUCCGGCUGUAACGGGCAUCGUUUAGCUUAUAGCCUCAAAGUGAAUCGUGACCCGUGCGGCGGACACACCCACGACCCAAUGCUCUCCUUCACCACAGACGCAACAGGCACAGUUUAAACCUCGUCGUUUUUUUCUUUUAAUCCCUCUGUUCUGAUGUGCCUAGGGCAAGCAAUACAGCACUUGAGAUCUGCCCGCUUUCAAAUACGACAAUGGCAGGGGUUAUUGUACAGAAAUAGUGUUACAUUAUGCAUUAAUACACUAGCAGUAAUAAGGAUAUGUUGCAUUUCGCACUUUCUUCUAACCUCUCCCAACCCUGUUUACUAGUACAUCCCCCUUUCUAGCUUUCAGGGGGUGUUUGAGAUGCUGAGAGGUCACCCCCUCCCCUAGCCCCCCACCCCUGUGCUCGCUGUAGAGUUCACCUGAGUCUGUACAGACUUACGGACUAUUGGUGAUCUUGUGGUAGAGUGACCAGCCUUUUCUAUAUCACAGCGUUGACGGUCUCUCUCGUUACCAUGUCUGCAGCACUUUUUCUUGUCAUUUUGACUUUUCCCACACUGAGGUUAAACAUCACCGCCCCUUUUCUCCCCAGUGUAAUAUAAACUGAUAUGGCACUUUCAAAGCCAGUUUCACAAUAAGGGCAACAGGGCACACUUCUGUCCUGUUGUUUUAUUUUUCUUUCAAACAAGGAUAAAGCAGAACAGCUGAGAUGUUUCAUUCGGGUUUUGUGUUGCUUGGAACUGAUCGACUUUUGUAUAAGAACACAUUUGGUGGAUAUAGCAAGCUGUUGAGUGCUCUGUUAUGUUCAAGUGUGUCCUUUACAGUGGAUUUAUGACCUGUAACGUGUUGUACAAAAUGUUCAUUUUUGUCAUUUUCUUUGCUUUUUUUUAUUUAUUCUGUUUGAAAGAAACCAAUGUGAGAUUCUCCUUGAGAAAAAGAAAUCUUGUAACUUUUACCAGUCUUGGUUCUAUCUCUUCAGCGUUUCAGAGUAUUUUUUAUCAUGUUAUAACAUUUGUCUUUGUGUAAAUAAAUGACAUUGUUUCUGCUGAGA
Molecule: messenger RNA, 9175 nt
Organism: Paramormyrops kingsleyae
Lineage: Eukaryota; Metazoa; Chordata; Actinopteri; Osteoglossiformes; Mormyridae
Source: RefSeq, a predicted model, not a curated record